Messenger RNA from Aureobasidium musti, 681 nucleotides. The record is from the annotation of a GenBank genome assembly. NCBI's taxonomy places the organism in Eukaryota, Fungi, Ascomycota, Dothideomycetes, Dothideales, Saccotheciaceae.
AUGGCCACGCCACAGCUUCCCGAGCAGAGUGUUUACAGCAGCAGCAUCUGGAGGUCAGCAUCCAAAUACCACUCUGUCCGCUGUCAGCUCUCUAAACAACCACAACAGCAAGCUCUCAAGUCACAGGCAGCCCGCAAUGCCGCCAUUCUCCAGCGUACCCAUCUGAUCGCAUUGGGUGUCCACGGCUUCCACCUUUUCCUGCGCCUCACCCUUGUGCGCCGUUCCUUCUGGGCAUACCUCAUCCUGUCUUUUCCCUCCCUGCUCAUUCAAUUCUGGUUUGAGCGCGUCGGUCGCCCUACAUACGCCGAGGGUCCCAAUGGCAAGGAAUUGAAAAGAGCUGGAGAAGAUCUCGAGGCCAAGGGUUUGACAGAAUGGAUGUGGGAUGUUGUCUACUGGUCAUGGGGCUGCAUUGUCUUCACCACUCUGCUGGGUGAUUGGGCCUGGUGGUUCUUCGUGAGUUGCUCCUACACCGCUCAUAUGCUGCCCUCUGUGCUGACUCGCAUUGAANNGACCGUCAUCCCCCUAUACUCGGCUUGGUUGGCAUACACAACUUUUACAGGAGCACGUCAGGGACUCAUGGGUGGUGGUGCUAUGCCCGCCGAGGGUGCCUCGAGUGGCGCACAAAGCAAGCGUCAACAAAAGAUGGAAAAGAGAGGCGGUCAGAAGAUGCAAUACAGAUAA